Molecule: messenger RNA, 3317 nt
Organism: Bombus huntii
Lineage: Eukaryota; Metazoa; Arthropoda; Insecta; Hymenoptera; Apidae
Gene: omd
Product: integrator complex subunit 5
Exons: 11
Coding region: 466-3249 (927 amino acids)
Biological process (GO): snRNA 3'-end processing
Cellular component (GO): integrator complex
Source: RefSeq, a predicted model, not a curated record
CAUAUUAAUACACAUAUCACAUGCUAUAAUUGACUAUAACUGAUUCUCAAUGCUUUAAAUAUUUUACUGAAUAAAUGCUCUCUUUAUCAAAAUUUAAAAUUUCGAUUAAAAAAUCGAUCUUUCCAUAUACCAAUGUUGAUCAAAACGAAGUGCGCAACCUACAGGCAACAAGUAACAACUCUAUUUAAAGGGGGUGACGAAGAAGAUAUAUCGUUGUAUCUUAUGCUUUAGCGUUAUAGGUUAUUCUAUUUUUGCAUUUGUUUAGAUUUAUACUUCUUAAUUUUAGGAACGUAAAUAAUAGUAACAAUAAAAGUAUAAAAAUGGUUUUCAUAAACAUAGUAAUUAUCAAGCUUUACUGGAAUUAAUUGAUUCUAACAUUAUGCUUUAAUCCUAAAAAUAUGAAAAAGUAAAUAUGAUCAUAUUUUCUAAAUUAUAUCUUUCGCUUCAUUAAGAGAGUAAUACAAGAUGUUGCAUUCAACGGGAGUAUUGUCACCACAAGACAUUUUGGUAGAAGUUAGAAAAUUUAUUUCCGGAGCUGUUCGGCCGACUCAUAGUACAAGCACGCUUGAUGUAACGCGAACAGCUUUGACUUUACUUCGAAAUGUACCUGCCGCAAGAGAUGCAGUACUUGAAUAUUUCUGCAAUGUAUUUUUCAUUGCAGUUACCAAAUAUGUUCGUCAGCUAGAAACAAAUCAAAACUUAGCAAUAUGUGAGGAAUCUAUAAUAGCAGAAAUCCACAAUGUUUUAAGUAGCUUUAUUAAUGGCAAUCCAGAAGCAUGGGCACCAAUUAUUUCAGCAUGGUCACUAGAAUUAUUAGGUAAACUUUCUUCAGAAUAUGCAAAACGUGGAAACUUACCUGCAAAUGCUGGAAUUAAUGAUUUCCUUCAACAAUGGAUGUCUUGUUGUGCUACCCGUACUUUAAUUGAUAUCACUGCUCAAUGUCUUCAAUGUCUUAUGCAUUCAGAUACAGGAUCUUGUAUUAAAGCACUAUUAGAUACUAGCGUAUUACAUAGUCCUCAUUUUGAUUGGGUAGUAGCUCAUGUUGGAAGUUGUUUCCCAAAUACAGUUAUUACCAGAGUGUUAUCAUGUGGUUUAAAAGAUUUUUGUGCAAUGGACCAUGAACAUAAUGUUAAAGAUCCAAAAUUGAAUUCAGUAGUUGGAAUUCUGGGUCAUUUGGCUGGUAGUCACUUUCAAGAUAUUACAGCAGCAUUAUUAGACUUAUUCAAGUGGAGUCUGCAGGAAGAUGUAAAUAUCGAUGAGGAUACAAAGAAUCAAAAAUUGGCUACUGUUCCAUUUCUUUUAAAUUUGGCUUCUCUUUCGCAAACUCUUUUAAAAGCAAUAACUAGUGAUGUAUUGCAAACAUUAAAGCCAGAUAUAAUCCCGCAGUUAGCUUUAUUUGCCUCAGACUGGUGCAAAUAUUUUGAUAACCAACCUGAAGCCCUGAUAGAUCUAACUGUUCAUCUGAUAUUAGGAUGUGAACAAGGAGCAUCUCAGCUAAUAAAUAUUUUGCUAGAUGCAAGUUUAAAUACAAGUAAUGUUGGGUAUCAUAGUGUUAACGCUGCUCAAAGCGUAAAAAGCGUAUGUUCUGAGAUACUAGAGUUGGUAUUGCAAGAGAUAGAUCUACUUUUGAGGACACAUGGACCACAAUCUGCAAAUAUUGCCUUACUAAAUUCAGUCAAACAAGAAUUUCCAGUAAUAUUACCAUUACUUUUGAAUCAAAAUCCACUGCGAGUUCAAACAGCUAUCAGACUGCUAUGUUUUCUUGGAAGUCAAAAUCCUAAUAUGUUAAUAUCUGCAGCAUCGUAUAUGUUAAUCAAAGCUGUAACUACUUUCCAUCUCGCCGCUUUGAUUCGGCUUGUUUCUAAUAACAUUGUAUUAUUUUCGUCUAAUAACUCUGAGACGGAAAAUGUAUUAGCCAGCUACAGUUACUUUACACAAGUAGUUGAACAAGCACUUAGAGAAAUAAAUUACAAAAAUGUUAUAGAAAAACAAGAAACAAGACAACUCUUUCAAAAUCUUACAGUAUUGCUAAAGUGGGAGAAGCAUAACAAGGCAGUAGUACUCCGGUCAAAAAUGAUAACUCAAGCUAUAAAAUCCAAUCUACACCAAAUCUCCACUCUGUUAACAAAAACAACUGACUUCGAUUUGGCUAAUGAUAUUGCUAAAAUGUUAGACUUAUUUAGUAUGCCUGAAAAAGAUAAUUUUUCCCCAAAUGUAGAACUCACUUUGAAAUUAACGAGAGCUAUGAUACAGUAUUUCUUUUUAUGCAUAAUGGAAGAUGACAUCACACGAAAACAACAGGGUGUGAAGAUCGUUUGUCAUUUAUUAAAAGAUUUAACUUUUUAUUCGCCAUGUGCUCGAGUUUUAGCUCUAAGAGAAAUUCUGGGACAUAGUAUCAAUAAUAAUCCUGCAAAAUAUUUUGGUGCAAAAGAAAAAUUUGAACCAAAGUUUGAGGAAACGUUACUUUUGCAUCAAAACCACAAACAGGUUACGAGUACGAUGUUAGCUCAGAAACAUUCUUCAGUGUUUCACGCUGGAGUAAUUGGACAUGGUCCUCGGAGACCGCCACCAGAAAAUAAUAUCGAUAAAGAAAUUAUUGCUCUCAAUAAAAUAUUGCUAAUUGAUGUAAUAAAGGCAUGUUGUAGUAAUCGUGAAUCGGAACGAUAUCCUGUGAACCUAGAUGCUUUAACAAUGGUCAGUUUAUUGUUAGUUGAGCUAGUUUCACCUGAUGUUAUGUAUAAUGGAUUACCAUGGCCUGAUGAAGAAUUUACAAAGGUUACUAUAGAAAGAGAUUUGCAAAUCCAUCGGACAUUCAAGGAUGUUCCAUUAUUAUGGACAUUAUUAGAACUGACAGCUUGGUACAGACCAGCCUUAGCUUACUGCUCAGUUCUAUUGAGAGGUAUUGCUGCCACAGUUAUGGCUAACUGGAAUAUAGAAGAAGGUAUUUUACUCGUGAGUGUUAUGGCACUUGGUCAGUUAUUACCACCUCCAUUAGCAAGUAUAAGGGAUGUUUUGCCAGUUUUAGAACCGCAUCAGAUAAAUACUAUAAUGAAAGAAUGUGUAUGGGCUUACAUGCGUGAAAAUGUUCCAUCACCUGCUCUUUUUACACGUAGCGAAGGAGCUAACAUAGCUUGGCGAGAUACGGACACUUCUACUCCAAAUUCACGGUUUACAGAAACACUUCGUUUAGUUUUGUUAUCCAAUAUUCAUACAUUGGGUCCACUUUAUGCUGCUCUUUUCUUACAAUAAAAAUAAAUAGUUAAAUUUUCUACCAUAUGUACAUAUUUUUGUGAAUAAAAUGAUAUAAAUCUAAGAAA